CCUCCUUUUUGAUAAUCUAUUUAUUGCACGCAUCCCUCUUCUCCGAUAAUUAUCAUAAUCUUGAUACUUGCUCAUAAUUUUCUCCAUACUCUUCGAAUCCACCUCCUUGUCAACUAGAAAUAUUCCUGUUGAAAUACUGUAUUUUGGGGGAAGAAGCUAUAGUUAAUUUAUAAGCCAAUAAAUUCUGGAAUAAUUUCCAAUUGAGGGUUCAAUUUAAAUUCCAGGUCUGUGAGUAUAAUCUGAUCAACAAACUAUGGUAACAACUAAGGUCUACGUAGUGUAUUACUCACUUUAUGGGCAUGUGGAGACCAUGGCGCGAGAAAUACAACGAGGAGUCAAUUCGGUUAUGGGUGUCGAAGCAACACUCUGGCAGGUUCCGGAGACACUUCCUGAGCGGAUAUUGGAGAAGAUGAAGGCUCCUAAAAAGCCUGAUGAUGUGCCUGAGAUCACGCCUGAGCAGCUCUUGGAGGCUGAUGGUUUCAUAUUUGGUUUCCCUUCUCGUUUUGGUGUGAUGGCAGCUCAAUUCAAAGCGUUUUUUGAUGCCUCCGAUGAGAUAUGGGCCGCUCAAGCGUUAGCUGGUAAACCUGCUGGAAUCUUCUGGAGUACUGGUUUUCAUGGUGGUGGCCAAGAGCUUAGUGCACUAACAGCCGUAACUCAGUUGGCACAUCAUGGCAUGAUAUUUGUUCCUCUUGGAUAUACUUUUGGUAAAGGGAUGUUUGAGAUGGAAGAGGUAAAAGGUGGAUCUGUCUAUGGAGCUGGAACUUAUGCUGCUGAUGGUUCUCGUCAGCCCACAGAACUGGAAUUUCAACAAGCCUUCCAUCAAGGCAAAUAUAUUGCUGGAAUUACAAAGAAACUCAAGUAAUUAGUCACAGAACAAAGAGCAAGGAUUAAGACAUAAGUGAGCAAUUUAUCACUGAAAUGGGAAGAGUCCAAAAAGAUAAGACUCUAUCUGCAAAUGUACAUUGAUUGUAAAAGCCUUUAAGUCUCUGGAGAAAAGUUUAGAUGUACAGCUGCCUUUGUUGCUUAUAUUCCGUUCGCAUUAGUUGAUUCUCUACCUUGUAAAUUUGUUAAAUGAAAUUUUAAUUGAUCCUCUAUGUAGAAUUUAAUAACCUGUCAUUCGGUCUUAUGA
Molecule: messenger RNA, 1129 nt
Organism: Lycium barbarum (goji berry)
Lineage: Eukaryota; Viridiplantae; Streptophyta; Magnoliopsida; Solanales; Solanaceae
Product: probable NAD(P)H dehydrogenase (quinone) FQR1-like 3
Exons: 4
Coding region: 254-862 (202 amino acids)
Molecular function (GO): FMN binding; NAD(P)H dehydrogenase (quinone) activity
Source: RefSeq, a predicted model, not a curated record